AUGUACCACCACUUCCACAAGCACCGCUACCAGCUGGAGCAGACCGGGGAGUGGUCCUUCGUUCCCCCUUCGGUGAAGCGACGAUGGAGACAUGCCGCCAAGAAAACUGACAAGGUGGAGAAGCUGCGAGCGUACAUGGCCAUGCGAAGGGACAGGUUUCUGCAAAUAAGGUGA
Molecule: messenger RNA, 174 nt
Organism: Ectocarpus sp. CCAP 1310/34
Lineage: Eukaryota; Phaeophyceae; Ectocarpales; Ectocarpaceae
Source: the annotation of a GenBank genome assembly